AUGUCGCCCCGGGGCCGGCCUGGACAGUCCCUCGCCUCCGAGCGGCGCGUCCCUGGGUGUGCGCGCUCCGGGCUCCUGGCACGAUCCGGCCGUGAAGACCGAGCGCGUCGGUCCGAGCACCAGCCGCGCUCGCGGAGCUUUCAGUGUCUCCCCGCCGCACGCGGUGUAGACCCUGGUUCUCCUGGAGAAGCGCUGAGCUCCGGUCUGCGGGGAGCGGAGGUGCCAGAGCGACGGACUGAGGCGCCUCGGACGGUCGCAUUUUCCAAGACAAGUGCCAUUAGGAUGGAGCACCCCGCGGGCGUCCCCGACAAGACCGGGGGACACGGGACGCGCACGGGGUCCAGGAGAGAGACCGGGAACGUCAGGGACACUCUGGUUCCCGAAUGGCUUCUUGCUCCCAGUGUUGCCGUCGUGGGGAGUGAGGACAGGGUUGUAGGGGAACUGUGCUCCAGGACAAACACAUGUAGCCGAAACCCUGAGUUUUUGAGCCGUUUACAACAUAAAAUCGUGUUGCAUCGAGUAACGGACUUUACUAAAGUACCACCUUCCCGGGAUGUCCCCGAGUCACGAGCAGCAGCUCCCCGGCUAGGUUCGGGCGGGGAGUGUGUUCCUGCAGCGCGCGGACCAGUGGAACCCACGAAGCCUUACGGGCAGGACCCCGCGUCCUGCCGCAAGUACCUCUGCCCCGACCCAGCGGACCCUCGGGCGGCUCCACGGGGUCCGCCGGCGAGGAGCGAGCCUCUCACUUCUCCGGGCUGACGCGUCCGUCUCCGGUGACAAGAGAACCCAGCUACCAAAUUGCCUUUUUUUUUUUUUUUUUAACACCCCAAAUCCUAAUUAGAAACUUGAGAUUUUAUAGAAAUUGUUUAAUAAGAUAGAAAUUACUAUAUGAAUUAAUGUGAAUCCAGUAUCUGUGCUUCCUGUGUCUCUGGUUAUUUUAAGUUAUAAUUAACUGUUCUUCCCUAUCAACAUUUAGAAGUUUCUAGAACUGUUAAAGCUAUUUACAAAAAGUGGUGGAAACUAAUUAACUGGCACUCUUAUUGUUUGCUAUACCUUAGACGAACUUUCUUUGAACCCAAUUAAAGUCUAUUUUAUGAGUAAUCUUAUUAGAAUCUCUUUAAUUUUAUAGUGCCCCAAAUGGGAUGAGCUGUUUGCCUGUUUUCAGUUCUAAACUUGGAAAGAAGCAAAGUAUAUGUGACUAAACUAUAUAUUCAUGUUUAUUGUUUUUUUCUUUGAUGUUUGAAAUCAGAUAUAAAUUUGUGGACAAAUAGGGAAGCAAUAUGUGAAUCACAGUGUAGCAGAGGCAGACCAAGCAUUGUGUUACUGCUUAAGAAUCGUAUUUUUAGAGCCCUGACUGCACCAAUUACUUGUCCUUGUGCCAAAGGCAAAUAUUAUGUUUGCACCUUCCCCCCCGCCCCCCCCUCCCCGAUUCUCAGGUUGAUUAAUACUGCUAAUGCAAAUGCUCAAGUCGAUAUUUUUCAAAACUUUACAAGGUAGACUCAAGUGAUACUUUUCUUUCAUUUAGUAAAUUCAUGAACUAUAUAUAGUAGGUUUGUAUCAAACAGAUUUUUUUUUUUUUUUAAUGAAAAUUUGUUGGUUGAUGUGUACACAGUAUGUUGACUAUUUUAGUCCUCGGCCUUGGUCUCUGCUAGACCUCAUGAGUUUCUUAAUUUAAAAGAGGUAGUAGAUGAAUUAAUGGUCUCCUUGGGAUGUAAACAUGAAAUACUUAGAUUGUGUCUGAUACCAAGGCCUUGCUUACACUUGCUUUUCAAUACACUGAACAAUUGUAAGUGAUUUAGACACUGAUGUAGACACUUCGGGCUUACAAAGUUGGAUGGAUUCUAAGGAAGCAGUUUUGACAUGGUUUAAAAUAUUCCCGUCCUUGUGUUUCUUGUAUCACAGCCCAGUGACUUUCCUCUCUUGAGAUUGUAGCUCAGAGGAACUAUUAGGAUUCAACAGGUGACCUAACUAGAUAGAAAUGGGGAGAUUCCUGUGUGCUGAUGUAAAGGCAUUUUCCAAGGACUAUAGGAUUUGGGUUGCUUUCCAUUUUUCAUUAUCUCCUCCCACUACUGUUAGGAUAUAGGCCACUCAAGCAAUGCCCAGGUGAUUCCCUUAUGCGAGUUGGCAGACUGGAGCUCCCAAGGCACGGCAAAGAGCCUAACCCAUACUUGGGACGCAGGUUUCAGUAAACGUUUGAUACUGUUAUGGGAUGGCCCAAUUCUCGUUUAAGGAAGGAAAGUUGAAAUUAUUUUUCCUGUUAUUAAUCAGGUGUUCUCUGUGCUUUUGUACGUAGUCCUAACAACCUGUAAUACUUGAACAUCACUAAGGGAAGUAAAUUAUGAAACUAGCAAAAAUCUGAGGCCAAAGUUAUUUCUGUCCUAACAGCUUUAAUAAUGCUUAUUGAUUUUGAAUAAUCGUUGUUUAAAAGUGGACCAUUCAGUUAACUUUUUAAAUGUCACUUCAGCACAACUGUGUUUAAAAGAUCAGCUUUUAUGGCACUGAAGAAUGUAUCUGCUGAGACAUGGAAGUUGCUUGGUGUAUGUAUUAGGUAGAGGAAGAAGGGUUUUAGGCCGGAUGAAAAGUUAACUAUUUAUUCAGAAGUAUCGAUUGGGAAAUUCAGAAGACCCACGCCCUCCCUGCAUGUGUAUUUGGGCGCAGUUAUGAUAUAUAUUCCUUAUUUGGAAUUGUAGACAGAUACACCUUCUGAUCCCAGCCGUUUAUUAUUUUAACAGUGAUAGAUUGUUGUCUUCCUGCGGCUAGUGGAGAAGAGUCAGGUGGAACCCCUCUUCUGCUCUGAUGUUCAUCAGGCAGAGCCAUUUUCUGCUUAGUUCAAGUUUUGGUACUUCAUAUAAGCAUUGCUAGAAGGUACACACAUGUAUUAGUAUCACUUAUUCUGAGGAGUUUGGUACAUUUUUUUAAUAUGUGUAGAAUGUGCAGUAAACUUUUUCUUCCUUUUAGCAAAUUCACUCAUCAUUGUUAGGUCUGAUACUGAGCUGACAGAUCUACUGUGACAAUGAGAUGACAUAUCUACUGUGAGAAUAAAAAUUAUGUUUGAAAACUUUUAUGCACCAGGGUGUUUAUAUAUUGAGGAAACUAUAUAAACACACACAUGCAUGCAAAUGUCACAUCUCUCUACUGUGGAGUUAAUGUGAAUUUUUAAUUUUAAAUGGAAUUGCAACCACAAUCAUUACUAAAAGAACAUUCACUCCUAGGGAGGUUUUACAAAAGCCACUCAAAGAAUGAGGUAGAUGAAAAUGCAAUGGGUUGUCAUUUGGGGUUAUUUUUAUUUAAAAAUUGUGCUACUUUUGAAAAUUGUUUUUAUUACUACUCUCUUUUUGUGAUUGAAAGGUCAUCUAAUAGUAAGUAGUAUAGUAAUAGGAAGCUACUUUUUAAAUUGCUGGCAAACAGCUUUAAGUGCACUUUCUUUGAUUACACUUCCAUUUUUUGUUAAACUUGAAUUUUCUGAAGCCUUUUAUGUACCACUAAGCAAAUAACUUUAACUUUUAAUAAACCUGAUUUACAUGUUUAUUAUAUUUCUAAAGUAACUUCAGUCCUCAAAUCUAGCUGGGAAACUGUUUAUGAGAUAGAAUCAGUUGAUUUUUUUUUCUUUCUACAUCUAAUUAAGCACUAACUGAUUUUACUACUUUAUUGCCUUUACAUUGCUUAUUAUUGACUGAAUUCUGUCCCUCAUUCACUUUGUUUUGUUUGAAAUUUAAAAUUAUUUUCUUACUGUAUUUAUCAUACCUACUGUUUUAAUAAUCUGCUUUCUUUAAAUGCAAUAAAUCCCAAAUGGAUGGCAUAUUCUUUGUAA
This is a messenger RNA of Lutra lutra (Eurasian river otter), 3811 nucleotides long. RefSeq lists its product as uncharacterized. Bases 1 to 759 code for a protein of 252 amino acids. The record is from RefSeq and is a predicted model, not a curated record. The transcript is spliced from 2 exons. Lineage: Eukaryota; Metazoa; Chordata; Mammalia; Carnivora; Mustelidae.